Messenger RNA from Leptosia nina, 369 nucleotides. The record is from the annotation of a GenBank genome assembly. NCBI's taxonomy places the organism in Eukaryota, Metazoa, Arthropoda, Insecta, Lepidoptera, Pieridae.
AUGACUGAAUGCGAAGGUCGAGCGGUGCGCUGUGGAGCGACGCCGAGUUGGAGUCGCGCCGCGCUGCCCUCCUCGCCCAACUGCACGAGCAAGAGACGGACUGACGUCGCGUCCACGUGCACAUCUUUAACGACUACCCGCGCACCCCCCGCCACCGCCCGCCCACGCCAGGUGACCGCUCCCUCGCACAUUGCGCCGACAUUCCCUCAGCCACUCAUACUCAGUGCGAUUCAAAGUCCAUCAUUUACAGCCCCAAUGAAAACUCAGACAGUGAAAACACAAAACGCUCAUCCGAGUCGGACGCAUCUAGUUCUUAGUAUGUACAUGUUAUUCAGCAUAGGUGCCGGCUUGUUUGUCAACGACAAAUAG